Messenger RNA from Ostrinia nubilalis (European corn borer), 873 nucleotides. RefSeq names its product activity-regulated cytoskeleton associated protein 2-like. The record is from RefSeq and is a predicted model, not a curated record. The coding region runs from base 1 to 873 and encodes 290 amino acids. Lineage: Eukaryota; Metazoa; Arthropoda; Insecta; Lepidoptera; Crambidae. The transcript has a single exon.
AUGCCACCGAAGAGGAAUGCCGCGAAGACCGCGAGAAACGAGGGAUCGGACUUGGACGCAGACUACACUGACACCGAAGUGAACCGGACAGUGGUGUCAUCACCGAACGUCACCAUGUCGGAGGAAAUGCUCCAGAACCUUGUCUCCAGCAUCACCAGGAGCCAAGCGGAAUCCAGCCGUACGCUGAUAGAGAGCAUCCUGACUGGUUACAGAGGCCAACAUUCGCACUCAUCAUCACCACAACCCGACACGCCAGGUUACCCACAGCGCCCGGGUAACUUCGCGAAGUGCACAGCGCGCUUCGACGGAAGGUCAAAGAACGCGGACGAGCUCGAAGCAUUCAUUGAUGCCAUCGAAGUGUACCGCGAAUGCACCAACGUCAGCGACGAGCAUGCUCUGAGGGGGCUACCGAUGCUGCUGGUCGGCGAGGCCGCCGUGUGGUGGCAAGGCGUGAAGUCGUCGGUGACGUCAUGGACCGAAGCCCUACAGCGACUUCGAGGAAUGUUCGGCGUGCCGCGACCUGCGUAUAAAAUAUUUCGCGAUAUAUUUUCCGCCGAACAAAGUGACGAACGAGCCGAUGUGUUUGUGAAUAAAGUGCGCGCCUUAUUGUCAAAGUUACCGUACGUAGUACCCGAAGCGAUGAAGCUAGACAUUGUUUAUGGACUUUUAGAUCGUAGAAUAAGAAAACGAGUGCCUCGUGACACUGUGGACGGACUGGAACAGCUGAUAAGUAAAGUCAGGUUGGUAGAAGAGUCGCUGGCAGAGGUGAGUUCUCACGUCGUUAAUAAUAAUAGCGCGAGCCCCGUUAACCCACCAACUGCGCGAUGCCGCUCGACCGCGCGGGCCCGAGUGUUAACCCGUCGCAUGCCGUAA